Molecule: messenger RNA, 1983 nt
Organism: Camelus dromedarius (Arabian camel)
Lineage: Eukaryota; Metazoa; Chordata; Mammalia; Artiodactyla; Camelidae
Gene: DIO3
Product: iodothyronine deiodinase 3
Exons: 1
Biological process (GO): thyroid hormone metabolic process
Molecular function (GO): thyroxine 5'-deiodinase activity
Source: RefSeq, a predicted model, not a curated record
CGCCAAUUGAAGCCUCGGCUAUAAAUUGAGCUCCCCGCGCAGCCGAAACCCAGAUGCCUCGCCAGGCCGCCCCGCCGUCGGUGGCGGGAGAAGGUAGAGGGUCCCAGGGGGCUUUGGGGGGCGCUGCCACCAUGCUCCGCUCCCUGCUGCUUCACUCUCUGAGGCUCUGCGCCCAGACCGCCUCGUGCCUCGUGCUCUUCCCGCGCUUCCUAGGCACGGCCUUCAUGCUCUGGCUCCUCGACUUCCUGUGCAUCCGCAAGCAUUUGCUGGGCCGCCGACGUCGGGGUCAGCCCGAAACUGAAGUGGAGCUCAACAGUGAUGGCGAGGAGAUGCCCCCCGACGACCCGCCCAUCUGCGUGUCCGACGACAACCGCCUGUGCACCCUGGCGUCGCUGAGGGCGGUGUGGCACGGCCAGAAGUUGGAUUUCUUCAAGCAGGCACACGAGGGAGGUCCGGCGCCCAACUCCGAGGUAGUCUUGCCCGACGGCUUCCAAAACCAGCACAUCCUCGAUUACGCACGAGGGAACCGCCCGCUGGUGCUCAAUUUCGGCAGCUGCACCUGACCACCGUUCAUGGCGCGCAUGAGCGCCUUCCAGCGCUUGGUCACCAAGUACCAGCGCGACGUCGACUUCCUCAUCAUCUACAUUGAGGAAGCACACCCCUCCGACGGCUGGGUCACCACAGACUCCCCCUACAGCAUCCCGCAGCACCGAAGCCUGGAGGACAGGGUCAGCGCAGCUCGGGUACUGCAGCAAGGUGCGCCCGAGUGCUCUCUCGUCCUUGACACCAUGGCCAACUCCAGCAGCUCAGCCUAUGGUGCCUACUUCGAGCGCCUCUAUGUCAUCCAGAGUGGCACCAUUAUGUAUCAGGGUGGCCGUGGCCCUGAUGGCUACCAGGUCUCCGAGCUGCGCACCUGGCUGGAGCGCUAUGAUGAGCAAUUGCACGGGGCUCAGACCCGUCGAGUGUAAACAGCCAAUGGACAACUGACUGAACUUGGCAGGCCAUGCCUUCGAGCCUUCGAAGUCCACGUGCAAACGCCCCAAAGGAAGUCAGGAUUGGCUAUGCUGAGCCAUGGAUCGCAGGCUGUGUCUGUCCCCUCAGCCAAGCCACCUGAAGACUCUCCCCUGCCUCCCUGGACUCUGCUUCUGUGACUGUCUCUUGCCUGUACUUGCCUGGCUCACUCUAAAUCCCCUUCUGAGUGUGAAGGCAGUGCCACCUCUUCCUGUGUGCCCUUGGACUUGUCCUCACAGAGACCCCUGCCACGCGCUCUCAUAUGCCCUCCCCAGAAUACAAGAGCCAGCGUGUCUUUAGCCAGGCGCGUUGGCCCAGCGCAAAGAGACUUUGGUCGCGCCUGUGCGCCCUGAGCGCAGCUGGGUUCCAGUGGCGCGUGCGCUCGCCCCAGUUGCCUGGCACCCAAGCUUGCCGCGCGACGGGAGGGGAUGCCCUGCUGCUUUUGUAUCUACUUCUUGUCUCUGUGUUGGGGGAAGAGACUUGGGGUGGGAAAGGGUGGGCAGGGUUAUUUUCCCCCUCAUUUGGGGUGCUCACGGGCCCCACUGCUGAUGACGAGCUGUCUCUAACUGGUCUUGACCACGAGCUGGUUCUGAAUUGCAGGAAGCUCGAAGCAGCGCCUAAAACGAGAGGGGAAAGUGCUCUGGGUUUCCCUGAGGAAACCAUGUCAGCGGAGUGGGAGAGGGAGGCUGGGGGACUGCUUCUGGACAGAGGAAGACGCUUUGGGAGACACUGGCGAGGUUCUCAGCUCCCCAGGGAGAAGGAAGGGGCUGGGGCUCCUGAGACACGGGGUUUGGGUGGUGGAGCCCGGGGAAGAGAGACGGGGAGAGCCUGAGAACCCCGAGUGAGGGGUCUCCUAGGCAGAGCUGCCAACUGCAGAUCAGGAAGGUGGGGGGCCCCUGAUUCGAAGGCCAUUUAGUGAGUGUUUUGCUGGAAAUAUGCCCUGUAUAUAAACUUCUUUCACACUACAAUAAU